AUGGAGGGAAGCGUGAGCGAGAGCUAUGCGGUUUUCGAAUCACUGAAUUUGAAUCCUCAACUCUUCUUUAACCAAAUUUUCAACACUGUCGAUGAUUUCUUCCUUGAAUUUGUUGAUUUCAUCUUCCAGGAAGCUUCUACCAAGCUCAACGUCGUCGAAGAUGCCCAAAGGUCUCAACAUCUCAAACAGGGUUUUGAUCGCUUUCUGCACAAUAUUCAAUCUGAUUUUGAUAGAAAGCUUGCUGUUUGGGAAGAUUACUGCCGUUAUCACUGUUUUUCACUUCCCCAAGGGUUUCACAUGCCAAAUACUCUCACCGAUGAAUUGAGUGGGAAUGACAUUGAUCUUGUAGCUUCUUCGGAUCAAGAAUUGGAUGCUGAGUUAGAAUCAUUGAGGAAAAAACUAGCUGAGGUGGGGAAAGAAUCGGAAAUGCUAAAUCAAGAAAUUCAGGCAUUCCCGAAGCACUCUACUCUCAAUGCUCUGCAUAUCAAUGAGACUGUUCAAUUAUUUGAGCAAAACUCUGAGUUGUUUCAGGAGAUGUUGACAACUGCCUCAGAACUUCGAUCGAUGAUUGGAAAGGUAGACAUGAUUGAAGAGACCCAAGAAAUGUACGCAAAAAGCAUCGAUAGCAAUAAAAUGGACACUUCUGCUAAAGGUCUCUCAAAUAUGGAAUUAGAAGAUCUUCAACGAUUUGUAACCCAGUUGGAGUGA
Molecule: messenger RNA, 708 nt
Organism: Lathyrus sativus (Indian pea)
Lineage: Eukaryota; Viridiplantae; Streptophyta; Magnoliopsida; Fabales; Fabaceae
Source: the annotation of a GenBank genome assembly